UGAUCCAUUAACUCUCCUUGCAGUCAAUGACUAUCGAUUACAACACCGAUUCAAAGUUCAACACAUAAACAGCUCCUGAUCAUGGUUAUAGGAGCAGCAUAAUGUCUCUGAAGACGUUUCCCUGCAGAGUUUUGUUGAGAUGUUUGAACCCCGGUGUCUCGGUGGGACGGAGCUCCGCGCGGGGCUACUACAACAACACCGGGAAGCCCAGAGACCCGCAGCCGGGCGGAGCGACUCGCGGCCGGCUGGUGGACCUCCGCAGCGACACGGUGACCAAACCGGGGCCAGCGAUGAGGCAGGCGAUGGCUGAGGCCGAGGUCGGAGAUGACGUCAUGGGAGAAGACCCGAGUGUUAACGAGUUACAGGAAAUAGCAGCUGAUAUGUUCGGGAUGGAGGCCGCACUGUUCGUUCCUUCUGGUACCAUGAGUAAUCUCAUCGCAGUGAUGGUGCACUGCAGGGAGCGGGGCGACGAGAUGAUUGUGGGAGAUCUGUCCCAUUUACACGUCUAUGAGCAAGGAGGCAGCGCACAGCUGGCUGGUGUCCACCCCACCACGGUGACCACCCUCCCCGAUGGAUCAUUUGACUUGGAGCAGCUGGAAUCGAAGAUCCGCCACGGUUACCCCGACCCUCACUUCCCCCGCUCGCGCCUCAUAUGUGUGGAGGACACACACAACAUACAGGGAGGGCGUGUGCUGCCGCUGACAUUCCUACAGGAGGUUCGUGCUUUGGCAGAUAGAUAUGAUCUGGCAGUCCACAUGGAUGGAGCCAGGGUGAUGAACGCCGCUGUGGCCCAGGGGGUGCCUCCAUCCACCAUACUGCAGCACACACACACCGUCAGCGUGUGCCUCUCCAAGGGUUUGGGUGCCCCCGUGGGAACCAUGCUGGCUGGACCUCAAGACUUCAUCUCCCGGGCGGUGCGGUGCCGUAAAGCUCUGGGUGGGGGGAUGCGGCAGGCUGGUAUUCUGGCAGCAGCUGGAAAACUGUCUUUACUGGAGAUGGUAGGAAGACUGGAGGAGGAUCACCGCAAUGCAAAAACCUUUGCUGAAGCUCUGCUCGACUGUGACCCUCCUCUGUUCGCUGUAGACAUGGCCGCCGUGGAGACGAACAUCCUGCGUUUCCGUCUACAGGAGUCCAGCUUAAGCCCCUCUGAGUUCUGCGCCCGUAUGGGUCAGGUUGGCGAGGGAGAGGAGGCAGCACUCGGACAGGGGAUACAAGUUCUCAUGUACCCCUAUUUUGGAAAUUCAGUACGGGCUGUGUGGCAUCUUGGGAUUUCCCCUGAAGACACCCAGCUGGCCAUCCAGAAAAUGCAAUUUGUGGCUUCUGAGUUCUUGAAGGAAAAAGUCAGGAUCCAGUGAAACCUGAUGCUUCCCAAGAUGUGUAGUCUAAUCACGAGGACUGAUCAUUGAAAAUGUACACAGACUAAUCAAGAAAGACAUGGGACAAAUACUGUACAACUGGAGUCACAUGGGAUAUCUUUAUAUCAGUAUUCAUUUACAUUUUUUUGUAAUUCUUAUUAAAUUUAAUGAACCCAC
Sebastes umbrosus (honeycomb rockfish) is the source of this 1532-nucleotide messenger RNA. It is a transcript of the gene tha1, whose product is annotated as threonine aldolase 1. Gene Ontology annotation, molecular function: L-allo-threonine aldolase activity. Gene Ontology annotation, biological process: L-threonine catabolic process; glycine biosynthetic process. The transcript is spliced from 7 exons. Lineage: Eukaryota; Metazoa; Chordata; Actinopteri; Perciformes; Sebastidae. Gene Ontology annotation, cellular component: cytosol. The record is from RefSeq and is a predicted model, not a curated record. Bases 102 to 1355 code for a protein of 417 amino acids.